CAACACGUCUGUGUACGUGAGAAGAAAAUUGGUUUUCCGUACACCGGAUUCGGACGUUCGUCGGACUGCGCGCUGUUCAGACGAGCAUCUCGCUGUGUUAGUGGUGAUGACAAUGAUACGCUAAUACGCAUUGUUGAAUGCUGCGACGGAUAUCAAACGGAUGAUAUCAAACAGGGAUGCAGUCCAUUGCUAACGGAUGAGCUCCGCGAUCGUUUAGCAUCGAACGAGCUCAUUUCAACCGUCUUUGUUUUCAACGAUACUACGUUCUCAUCGUUAUCCGCAUCACUUCAAGCACGCAUGCGACAGCGCAAAGGAUGCGCAAAAGAUCUGAUCAAAGAGCACAUCUACGACGGAAUGCUCUGUUCAGCAAUCCUGCAAGAUGACGUGAAAUCGAUCACCGGUACAAUUCACCGCUUUCAAAAACAGCAUGACGGGAAUGGAAGGGAAAUACUCCGUCUGGACAAUGGCCGAGUAGUGGACGUUGAUCAGGUGGCAUCAAACGGCGUCAUCCAUCUCAUCGAUGAUAAUCUAACAGAUGAGAAAUCGUUUGUCCUAAAUCAUAUUGUUAUGGGCGAUUCGCAUGUUACGAAGAAACUGGUAAAAACUGCAUAUGGAUCAAAGGUUGCAAAAAUUACUUAUUUUCGAUUAUGCCUGUACUACUAA
This is a messenger RNA of Gongylonema pulchrum, 663 nucleotides long. Lineage: Eukaryota; Metazoa; Nematoda; Chromadorea; Rhabditida; Gongylonematidae. The record is from the annotation of a GenBank genome assembly.